GGGAAAAAAGGGAAGUGCUGGCCAAGGCAGUCGCGGCAGGACACUGCUCAGGCCCGAGGACCAGUGGUACCCAGACUUACCUUUGACCUUUUCCUGCUCGCCUUCCGCCUCGCUUUUGAACCCCGCCUCCUCCAAGUUUUUCUGAUCUAACGCAUUAGACCUGGACCCAAAUCAUGUUCCCGGUAAAGGUGAAAGUGGAGAAAUCAGAGAUGGAGAUGGCCAAAGCCCGGAACCAGCUGGAUGCCGUUCUUCAGUGUCUGCUGGAGAAGAGUCACAUGGACAGGGAACGCCUGGAUGAAGAGGCUGGGAAAACCCUCUCGGAUACACACAACAAGGAUUGUUCCAUUGCUGCCACGGGCAAAAGGCCAUCGGCCCGCUUCCCUCACCAGCGGAGGAAGAAGAGAAGGGAGAUGGACGAUGGGCUUGCUGAGGGGGGUCCUCAGAGAUCCAAUACGUAUGUGAUCAAGCUGUUUGACCGGAGUGUGGACUUGGCCCAGUUCAGUGAGAACACACCGUUGUACCCCAUCUGCCGCGCCUGGAUGCGUAACAGCCCUACAGUGCGAGAGCGCGAGCGCUCACCUGGCUCACCACUGCCCCCUCUGCCAGAGGAUGGAGAGGGCUCAGAGGUCAUCAACAGCAAAAAUCGUGAUGUGUACAAGCUGCCUCCACCCACGGCCCCUGCAGCACUUGGAGAUGCCUGUAGAUCCCGAAUUCCAUCCCCACUGCAGCCUGAGACCCAGGGUACCACUGAUGAUGAACCCUCCGAGCCUGAACCUUCUCCUUCCACACUUAUCUAUCGCAACAUGCAACGCUGGAAACGCAUACGCCAGAGGUGGAAGGAGGCGUCUCAUCGGAACCAGCUUCGUUACUCAGAAAGUAUGAAGAUCCUCCGGGAGAUGUAUGAUCGGCAGUGAUCUCCCCAGGACCCACCCCAAUAAACCUGCCCCAACCCACACUGGCCAGCCCAUCUUUCCUGGCCCAGACAUAAGGCAGUUGAC
Rattus norvegicus (Norway rat) is the source of this 998-nucleotide messenger RNA. It is a transcript of the gene Lin37, whose product is annotated as lin-37 DREAM MuvB core complex component. The transcript is spliced from 9 exons. Gene Ontology annotation, cellular component: transcription repressor complex; nucleoplasm. The record is from RefSeq and is marked provisional. The coding region runs from base 174 to 914 and encodes 246 amino acids. Gene Ontology annotation, molecular function: protein-containing complex binding. Lineage: Eukaryota; Metazoa; Chordata; Mammalia; Rodentia; Muridae.